Messenger RNA from Candidozyma duobushaemuli, 1272 nucleotides. It is a transcript of the gene EHT1, whose product is annotated as medium-chain fatty acid ethyl ester synthase/esterase. The transcript has a single exon. Gene Ontology annotation, biological process: medium-chain fatty acid catabolic process; medium-chain fatty acid biosynthetic process. Lineage: Eukaryota; Fungi; Ascomycota; Pichiomycetes; Serinales; Metschnikowiaceae. Gene Ontology annotation, molecular function: acetylesterase activity; monoacylglycerol lipase activity. The record is from RefSeq and is a predicted model, not a curated record. Bases 1 to 1272 code for a protein of 423 amino acids.
AUGGGUAUCCUCAAUUGGGGCUUUCGUGCCACCCUCAAGAUCCAUACGGUUAAGCUGGAUGAAUCAGUGAAGAUCACUUCCGACAAAACCUUGAGUGAAUUUGUUCGCAACGACCUUCCUCUCAUAGACACCAAGAACAAGCUCUGGUUGAGUCCCCUUUUGUUCAACGGUACUCUCCAGACCUUGUACUACGCUUUGCACAAGAGUGAAGACAAGUUCCAAGUUUACUAUGGUCGUGAGUUGUUCAAAUACAAGGAUGGCGGUCAAGCUUCGAUAGACUGGGUAAUUCCAAAACCGGACUCCACGGCCGAAUUCAAGAAGCUUUACGAAGAGACUAUUCCCGAGGACCUGCCCAAGCUCCACCCAAGGACGCGUUUCUUCACCAAGGAGGAGCUUCUGGAAAAACAGAACCCUAAGGACAGUGACACCACAGAGCCGCUUUGUGUGGUUCUUCACGGCUUGGCUGGAGGUUCUCAUGAACCGCUUAUUCGUAACUUGGGCGAAUACUUGGGCAAGCAGACAGCUUUGAAGUGGGAUGUUGCCGUGAUCAACUCGCGUGGUUGCUGCAGAACGAAGAUUACCACCGAUAAGCUCUUCAGUGCAUUUUCCACGGACGACGUCAAGGAUGUCCUCGUUGAGAUACGCAGAAGGUACCCUAAAAGACCAAUCUAUGCCAUUGGCUUUUCUUUCGGCGCUUGCAUCUUGGGUAAUCUUUUGGGCAGCGAAGACCCAGAUAUCCAGGAUCUUAUCAAGGCUGCUGUCUUCAUUGGAUGUCCUUGGGACUUGGCCGACAGCGCCUACCAUGUCGACAGCUCGCUUACAGGCCGCAAGGUGCUUAACCCGGGUUUGACUACUUUCCUCAAUAAGCUCAUCAAGCUGAACAAGCAGGAGCUCCAGAACUUCAAUCCUGACUUUUUCACCGAAGAGCGUAUUGAGGAGGCCAGGAAGGCCGUGAAAACGUUUGACUGGGACAACUGCUUCACGUGCAAGACGGUCGGUUUCUCCAAUGCAUUCGAGUACUAUAGAGAAGGCUCGCCCUUGCGCCGGAUCCACAAGAUCAAGACGCCUGUGCUUGCCAUCAACUCGACGGAUGAUCCAGCUGUCUCUGUGCGCUUGCCAAUCCAAGACGUCGAAUCCAACCCAUACUUGGCGUUGGUGGAGUCUGAUUUGGGAGGCCACCUUGGAUUUGUCAAGUCCUCUGGAGAGUUCUGGUGUGUGGAAGCAGCUGACGAGUUCAUCAACAAGUUUGAGGUGGCCACGCGGGCCAACUAA